Molecule: messenger RNA, 1822 nt
Organism: Silurus meridionalis
Lineage: Eukaryota; Metazoa; Chordata; Actinopteri; Siluriformes; Siluridae
Exons: 7
Coding region: 67-1755 (562 amino acids)
Source: RefSeq, a predicted model, not a curated record
UAUCUAGUUUAAUAGUGUUUUUUUUUAGUUUGUGGUGGUGGAGGUAAAUUUGUUACAAGAGUACAGAUGUGGCAAAAACAGGAAAUGUGCUUAAUGCUAGUGAUUGUAAUGAUGCUGAACUCCUCAACAUUUUGUCUUGAGCUAAAUGGGCAUAAGAGUGAAUCAGUUCAAGCUGGUAGACUUAUUAUUGAAUCAAGCAAACCUACAAAUGAAACCAAGCAUGAUAUUUUCAAGAAUUUGCAUGAAGAAUAUGUUGGAGUCACCAAUGGGUCUCCAUCCUAUCAGCCAGAGUCAAUAGAAGGGUCUCAACUGGCAAAGUUAGUGCUCAGGCACUGGAGUCCCUCAGUGCAGUGUGAUAAUGAUUCAAUGUCUCUGCGUAUCCGUGGGACUCAAAUUCCCAAAUUCUUGGUUGAGACAAGUAAAGGGGGACCAGUACCAUUAUUACGGAUGCCUCCCCACUGUGGAUUUUCUAUGAAGAGAGCCCGCAGAGAUGUUUCACUCGUCGCCAAGUAUAAUGGUUGUAAUGUUGCACAACAGGGAAAUGCCUAUGUUCUGCCCUUACGUGCUUCUGGAGUUGUUCUGAAAGUGGUCUGUCCUGUGGGUCGUCCUCUAACCAGAGUCUCAUGUACCCCUUCUGCUAUGGUUGUCAAUUUGGGUGUGGCUGCAGAUGGUGUCAAACUAAAGGUGAAAGGUGUUUGGCAACCUAUUUACCAAGCAGCUACGAUCUGUGGAUUUACCUUGGAAGUUAUAGGAGGUGGAUUGACACUCACUGUACCAUAUACAAGCAAUUGCUGGCAAUAUGAGGGUGCCAAGGUGAUUUUGUCUCUGCAGUGCAUGGAUGGGGAGUUGACACUGUCCUGCCCAGCUGUUCAACCCUCAACAACUACUCCUUUACUUGCUUUCAUGCAGCCUGUACCUCGCAAAGAUGCCCCCAUGACUACCUCGACAACUACAACUACCCUUGCUACAACAAAAGAACCAGUCAGUGCUGACGAACAGCUUUCUAAUCCUUUGCUACAUGGAGUGCAAUAUGGUUAUGGUAUCCCAUGGCCUUUCCAAUAUAACCAGCCAGGAAGUUUUCCAGCUACCUACGCAAACGCAGCUUUAAGUACUGCUACAAAAGUUGUACCAGCCAGGCCUCAACAACAUUUGCAUCCUUGGUUACCUGGAAUAAAACAACCUUAUGGUUAUGGUAUGCCCUGGCCUUUCCAAUAUAGCAAUCCUGGAACUCUUCCAGAUACCCACACAAACACAGCUCAAACUUCUGGUACCAUAGUUGCAGCUGCCAGUCCUGAUCAACUUGGUUUGUAUCCUUGGUUAGUUGGAACGUAUUAUCCUUAUAGUUAUCCUCUGCCAUGGCAGAUUAAAUAUAGCCAGUCUGGAGCUCCCCCAGCCACCACUUCAACAACUGCAACCCCAACCACCACUCUGACAACUACAACCCCAGCUACUACAACUACCACUUCAACAACUACCUCCAAAAACUACCCUACUAUGCCCAGAAGCUUUGAUCAACAAUGGUAUCCUUGGUUACUUGGAACAUAUAAUCAGUAUGUCCCUAUGGUACCACCUGGUGUUUCAGUGUCCGGUCCUAACGGUGGGGUUAAACAGCAGAUGUACCAGACAUCCUGGAUGAAUUCCUUACCUAAAUACCCGACUGUAAACCAAAAUCCAGGCUCUUCAGAGUUUAACCCUUCCAAAAUUUUGCCGUAUCAUUCAAAUGUUUCACCCCUACAGAUUAAAUUAGGACAAUAAGCAAAUCUUGACGGUGGCUUUCAAAUGAAGGUUGUGAUGAAACAAUAAAAAGAAAAAAUUAAAAUGG